GAGCCGGCGGCCUUCCCAGGAAGGAGGAAAUAGCUGGGCGCAUCGGCGGCCAGGUGGAUCCUUAACUCAAGAUUUGAGCAUGAAGAGUUGUUUCCAGGCCGCCCUGAUCCUCCCCAGGUAACCACAGACCUCCCUGCCGCCGUUGUCCACACGGGAUGCCUCGCAUCUGCUUGAAGUCAUCCCUUGAGAGUUCAGCUGCUCUCUUUUCACUGUGGCGCUAAGGAUUUUGUGUAGUGCGCUCAAGGGGGUUUUGUCGCUGCUGUUGCUGCUUUCCGUUUAUUUAUUUUCUUUCUUUGAACUGGGCCGUGCCCUGCCGCUGCUGGCAUGAUGGCCCAGUCCAAGGCCAACGGCUCCCACUAUGCACUGACCGCCAUCGGCCUGGGGAUGCUGGUCCUCGGGGUCAUCAUGGCCAUGUGGAACCUGGUACCCGGGUUCAGUGCCGCCGAGAAGCCCACAGCUCAGGGGAACAAGACCGAGACAGGGAGUGGCAUUCUCAAGAGCAAGACCUUCUCCGUGGCCUACGUGCUGGUCGGGGCGGGGGUGACGCUGCUGCUGCUCUCCAUCUGCCUGAGCAUCCGCGACAAGAGGAAGCAGCGGCAAGGCGAGGAGAUGGCACACAUCCAGCACCAGUCGGGGGCCGAGCCUCGUGCCCAGGAGGAGGACAGCCAGGAGGAAGAGGAGGUCUCCUCAAGGUACUAUGUCCCCAGUUAUGAGGAAGUGAUGAACACUAACUACUCGGAGGCGAGGGAACAGGACCAGAACCCGAGGAUGAGCAUCUCCCUCCCCUCCUAUGAGUCCUUGACGGGGCUUGACGAGACGGGCCCCACGACCACCAGGGCCGAUGUGGAGACCAGCCCAGGGCAUCCACCCGACAGGCAGAACUCCAAGUUGGCCAAACGCCUGAAGCCACUAAAAGUUCGAAGGAUCAAAUCCGAAAAGCUUCACCUCAAAGACUUUAGGAUCAACCUCUCAGACAAAAAUGUCCCUCCUCCCUCCAUUGAGCCUUUGACACCCCCGCCACAGUACGAUGAAGUCCAGGAGAAGGCCCCCGACACUCGGCCACCAGACUGACGGCCCCCAGGUGUGUUCCCUCCUGUCACCCACCCUCCGCACCAACAGACCCCCCGUGAAGCCACAUCAGCUGCAAGGAGAAUCGGAGGGGCCAGAUGCAUCCUUAGCAGUUUGGAUGGGGGUGGGGGGCUCUGUGACGUGGGAGUGACUGAUGACCACAGAACCUCGGGUAGCAGGCGCGGGGGACGGAGAUGCUGCCUCGGCUCUCAUGAUGUCGUGGCCCAUUGAGGGGUGAGACCGGCAUCUUCCCCCUCGUUUUUCUUUGACUCUGAAUCGUUGGCGACAACACUCGUCUUUCCAUUAGGAAAGGGUACCUAGCAACUGGUUAGAUUGUGGUUUUGUUUGCUUUCACUUGGACUGUUUUGUUCUGCCUUUGCUUUCUUCACUGGAGUCCUGAACUGCGGGUAGGGAAUAUGACUCAGCUUUGUGGAAAAGACGCGGGGCCGUUUCGUGAAUGGAGCGAAACAAGAGGCUGCACGAUUAUGUGGGGUGAGGCCCAGCUGGGGCUCUCAGAGCCCCUGAUGCUGUCGGGUCUUUGAGGGCUCAAGGCCUGGCGAUGCGUAAGGUCGUAGUCUUACCUGGUGCCCUUCCCUAGUCUCUCCUGUGUCACAGCAAAAAGGAAGGCUGUGCGAGGUAUUCUGUUCCUUCCCAAAUGCCAUGCAGCUUAGCUUUUUAUAAUAAAAUAUUUCAUAAGUAGGA
This is a messenger RNA of Diceros bicornis minor, 1770 nucleotides long. It is a transcript of the gene TMEM51, whose product is annotated as transmembrane protein 51. NCBI's taxonomy places the organism in Eukaryota, Metazoa, Chordata, Mammalia, Perissodactyla, Rhinocerotidae. The record is from RefSeq and is a predicted model, not a curated record.